Molecule: messenger RNA, 5610 nt
Organism: Solenopsis invicta (red fire ant)
Lineage: Eukaryota; Metazoa; Arthropoda; Insecta; Hymenoptera; Formicidae
Product: probable phospholipid-transporting ATPase IF
Exons: 20
Coding region: 1255-4665 (1136 amino acids)
Biological process (GO): phospholipid translocation
Cellular component (GO): trans-Golgi network; endoplasmic reticulum; plasma membrane
Molecular function (GO): magnesium ion binding; ATP binding; ATPase-coupled intramembrane lipid carrier activity
Source: RefSeq, a predicted model, not a curated record
AAAGUAUUUUCAGUAUCGGUUUCCCUUUGCUAUCAGGUAGACAGAUACUCAACGGUGUUCCGCUUAUAUUAGAAAUAUUACUGUCAAAAAGCCGCUUUCUGCAAGAAAAGAAAAGAAAACCGUGCAUGCCGCAUGAACAAUUACCUAGACGAUAGCAGAGAACUACUGUAGAAGGAUCAAAUAUAACUGUCGAAUCGAUUUUGAUUUUGGUGGGCAGUAUUGUGUCGUGGAGAAUAUUUUUAUUCAACAGUCAAAGGGGAUGUGAUGACUGUACGAUGAAAAGUGUUUUUUUUAUCAAAGUGUAAGUGUAAAAAUAAAGAGAAAAAACUUUCAACCGAGUGGCACGUUCCUUUUGUUGCUAAAAAUCCACGCGCAUCGCUUUGAAAGUCAACUUGACAAAAUGGUAAGAAACUUUUAUGUUGUGCGUGACACACGCAUUUCUUGUUAACAGUGAGUUGUCCUUAUUUAAAAAUUCCUUAUCUUAGAAUACAAAAUUCUGAUAUUCUUUACAUUAAGAGAAAUGCAAAAUUUAAUUUUAUAUCAUCUUAUCUACAAAAAGCUUUAAUUAUCAUUAUCAAAUUUUUUAAAUAAAGGCAGAUUCAAAAUACGAUAAACAAUAUGUCUAAACUUCGAUUUAACAUCUUUUCGAAGAAUUCGUUCUUCUCGUUUAUAUUAUGAUUUUUUAAUAUUCACAAGGGCAUUAAACUUGAACUUCUUCAACAAUGACAUUAAAAUAGCACAUGUAACAUUACAUUAGCACAUUGUCGCAUCAUUGUCGUAUCGACUUGUCUAUCUUCUGCACAAAGAAUAGCUAAUAAUUCCGAUAAGCAGAGUUCGUUCCUCGAAUGAACAAGAACUUGAAGACGACGGGCAGGUUGAACUCAAUCCGAUAAAGACGCUUAUCAACCGCUCCUUCAAUUUUAAACUCAUAUCUUCACAGAUUUUUUACAGAGAAUUAUCGCUCGCUAAAUCUAAGGCAAUUUAUAUUUGAUGUAAAGAAAUUUCUUGAUACAAUAAAUGUCAUUUUACAGUGAAAACAAUAAGGUCAGCCAGUUAGUCAGUACCGCAGAUAAAUUAUUUAAGCCGUUAACAAUUGUGGCCUCUGUUCGAGGUGUAAAUUCCUUCUGCAUGUGUAUACCGAUAAUAAUUAGCACUUCCCUGACUUAAUCAACGUUUAACUCUAGUCCCGUGUCGUACGUCCUUGCGACUCGUAUCUAGGAAGUCUUCCGGAAGCGUGACAAAAACAAAAAUGUAAUGUGGAAUUAUUUGAAUAAAGUGAUUCUUACGUGUGCCACGCAGAAAAAAGCCGAAUAUUCGUGCCUGCUAGGUACGACAUCCUCGGUACUUAGCGACCACAGAGUUGUGAAGAUUAAUUGUGGAAAUGAUCCACAGGAAAGACAUUUCGCUAGCAAUCGAGUCGUAUCGCACAAGUACACGAUAUGGAACUUUAUUCCAAAGAAUCUCUUUGAGCAAUUUCGACGAGUGGCAAACUUUUAUUUCCUGCUCACGAUGAUAAUCGCAAUUUUAAUAGAAUCACCAAUUUCGCCGAUAACCAGCGCCUUACCCCUGGCGUUUGUCAUCCUGGUGACCGCAAUUAAACAGGGAUACGAAGAUUUUUUACGUUACAAGACGGAUAAACGAGACAAUCGGAGAUCAGUCAGUGUCAUCCGUAACAAAUGUACGCAGGACAUAUAUUGCGAGCAAAUAGUAGUAGGCGAUCUUGUAAAAGUCUCUCGAGACGAGGAUGUGCCUUGUGAUAUCGUUCUCCUUUAUAGCGAGACUCCGGGAUGUUGUUACGUCACGACGUCCAAUCUCGAUGGCGAAACGAAUUUAAAGAUGUUAAAUGUCCCGAAAGUGGUCUCGACGAUACCGCUUCCGCAAGUAGUGGCGAUGCAAGCGACGAUUACGUGCCAGCAACCUAUGGCCAAUCUUUACAAUUUUCACGGCAAACUCGAAAUUAACAACGGCAGCGAAACAACCAGUGGACACUUGACAAUAGAGAAUAUUAUGCUACGCGGAUCUAGACUAAAAGACACCGAGUUUGUGGUAGGAUGCGCGGUUUACACCGGACGGGAUACAAAAUUGUCGCUUAAUUCAAAGAUAGUCAGCAAUAAAUUCUCCACUGCCGAAAGAUCUAUCAAUAAGUAUCUUAUUGUAUAUGUCGUGAUACUGUUGAUUGAAGUGUUGAUGUGUACCAUGCUGAAGCUAUACGUUCAAACCUUUCAAAAAUGGGAAAUUUACCUAGGUCCACAGCCUAAAAUCACUUUUCAGUCGUUAAUUGAAGAUAUUCUAAACUUCCUUAUCUUAUUCAAUUAUAUCGUGCCGAUAUCAUUGUACUCCACCGCUGAACUGCAAAAGUUUCUCGGCUCCUUUUUCAUCGGCUGGGACUUGGACAUGUACGAUAAGAAAAACGAUCAACCAGCAAUUGCCAAUUCAUCAGACUUGAACGAAGAACUUGGCCAGGUUGAGUAUCUGUUUACCGACAAGACUGGCACGCUUACUGAAAAUUUGAUGAUAUUCAGACGCUGCUCAAUCGAUGGCAAUGUGUAUAUGGAGAAAGAUUGCGAUGGAAAUCUUUAUUUAUUGCCGCCAAACGGAAACGAGGAAGAGAGUACCAAAUUAUCAUCUUGGGAGGGUAACAUUUUGCAUUUUAUGAUGGGCAUAUCGCUGUGCCAUGUAGUCCAAAUUGCACCGCCGAGCCUACGACCCGAGAUCAUUGCCAGACGCACUGAAUUCCGCGAGAGCUUCAGAUUAAAAAAAGUCACCAGGGUCAACAGCUCGUUGAUGAUGCAUCCGGAUCUGCCGGAGUAUCAGGCGGCAUCGGCAGACGAAAAGGCGUUGGUGGAGGCAAGUGCCAGGUGCGGCGUUGUUUUGUUAAAGAAUACUAACAAGGAGAUGCACAUCAAGAUCAACAGGAGCAUUUAUAUCUUCCAGAAGUUGGAUAUAUUGGAGUUCAACUCCGAACGCAAGAGGAUGUCAGUAAUAGUGAAAGACUCGUCAGGAGAUGUCUGGCUGUACUGUAAGGGUGCGGACUCGGCUGUUAUGCCGUUGAUAACUAAAGGAACGAUAGAGAGGACCGCCGAACACGUCACCGAUUUCUCUAUGAGAGGUCUACGAACGCUGGUGGUGGGGUACAAGAAGAUGAACGAGCACGAAUACGAGAGCCUAAUGCAGAAUAUCGAGCAGGCCAGACAGAUGAUCGGUCCGGAGAGAGAGACGCAGAUAACGCGCGCGUACAAUCUUAUGGAGAGCGGGCUCAAUUUGCUCGGAGUAACUGCGGUAGAGGAUCGCCUGCAGGACAAGGUGCAAGAGACCUUGGAAUGCUUACGAGUCGCUGGCAUCAAAAUAUGGGUGCUUACUGGAGAUAAGGCAGAGACUGCGGAAAACAUCGCUUUCCUGUGCGGCCAUUUCAAAAAAGGUACCGAGGUUUUAAGACUGAUGGAGGAGACCUCGGAACAAACCUGCUUCCUGAUUCUUACAUCUUACGACCGGAAAGUAAAACUAGAACCGUACAAGCAGUACGGUUUGAUAAUAGACGGUGUCAGCAUGGUGGCGACAUUACGAAAUUGUCCAGAAUUAUUUAAAUCCGUCGGAAUGUCCUGCGAGGCGGUUGUCUGUUGCAGGCUAACACCUCUGCAAAAGAGCGAGAUUGUGCAUCUAAUAAAAACGUCACGAAACCGUCCGCACACCGCAGCCAUCGGCGACGGCGGUAACGACGUCUCGAUGAUACAGGAAGCGCACGUGGGUAUCGGAAUAUUGGGGAAAGAGGGUCGCCAGGCGUCGAUAUCCGCCGACUUUGCUUUUACAAAAUUCAAGUAUCUCAGAAAAGCGUUGUUGGUGCACGGGCAGUGGUAUUACUUACGCAUCAGCAUCCUGAUGCAGUUCUUCUUCUAUAAGAAUGUGGUGUUCAUAACGCCGCAGGUGUUUUUUAGCAUACACAACGGUUUCUCCACACAGGAACUUUAUGACGGUAUGUUUCUAAUGGGAUAUAACAUAAUAUUCACGUCACUUCCGAUAUUGAUGUACGGAUUAUUGGAACAAAAUUACAAUGCGAAGAAACUCAUGAAGUAUCCAUAUUUGUAUAAAUUGAAUAAAAAUAAUUAUUUAAUGUCAUGGAAUCAAUUCAUAGCAUGGAUGAUCCUGGGAUUAUGGCAUACAAGCGUAACGUAUUUUACAGUAUUUGCUGUAACAUAUAUCAAUCCUACAUAUCUAUACGACAACACAUCGGUUGAUCAAUGGACUUACAGCACAUGCAUUUUUCAUAUAGUCACUUUGCUAGCAAAUCUGCAGAUAUUGUUACGCAGUUUAUAUUGGUCAAUCCCGCUUGUUUUCAGUGUAAUACUAUCUGAAGUGGUAUUUUUCGCGAGCACUUUUGGCUACUCAGCCAUACAUCUAAAAUACGAUGGCGAUAUGUUCGGGGUCUUUCAAAUAUUAUUAAAGUCGCCUUCGUUCUGGUUAAUUACUGUAUUCAUCAUCGUUGCUUGCUUAAUACCUGACUAUUUAUGGACUACGUAUAAUGUCACGUACAGGCCAAUAAAGAUACUUCGUAGAAACGAAGAACCACCGCAAAUUAUAACCUGCAGUGACGACGACGCAUACGGUUCGUGGCAAGUGAGACAUCGCAUAUUUCCUUGGAGAGAUAGCCUUUCAUUGAAGAGGAAAUAAUACGUUGGAAAAGCAGUCAUUUAAAUGCUUCAGUAUUAUCCAUUUAAACGAAGAAGUAAUUAUCUAGAGUAGCACCUCAUUUACGAUUCAUUUCAUAGGUAUAAUUUAAGUUGCUGAUACGACUGUAUUAUUGAAUGAGCGUAAGUGUUAAUUGAUAUGAUAAAAUCAGACAAGAUUUCAAUACUAAUUAUUUUUUAUUACAAUAUUCAAAAAAAGAAAAUAUAAUAAAAAUAAUAUAACAAAAUGUUAAUAUUAAUUAUCAUUACUAAUUAAUAUUAAUAUUGAUAAUGUAUAAAAAAGGAAGAAAAAAUUUCGCGUGAAUGUUGAACUAGACACGAUGCUCGUAAAUUGUUAUAAUUUAGCGAGAUACUAGUCGUUAAAAUUAAUUUCUGUACAAAGAUAGGUAGCAGCUAUGCAUUACGAUGGCACACACAUAUAGACAUAAACAAAUGUGAUAUAACGUCUAUGCAUCUGUUUGUGAAAAUACGUUCAAUCAUCAUUAUGACUACUCAUUAAUUUAUUAACAUAAUUCUCUGCAAGUUUAUUAAAUGUGUAACAUUAUAAACAAGACCAGCAAUGCAACAAAUAUAUGCAACAAACCUUAUCAAAAGAGAAAGAUAGUUCCACUGUAUAAUAAAGUUUCAAAAUAUGUGUUUUUGCGUUAAAUUGCGAGAAUAGAUCUUUUAAUAUAUCUUUUGUCAUCGUAUAAUUUUAACAACAAACAUUUUACAAAGUACAAACUAUGAUUGUAAACAAAAUAAUUUAUUAAUGGAUUGUAUAUUUGUUAAUAUGUACAAAUGUUUUCUAAUAUAUGUAUAACUUUAAGUAUCAAUUGUAUAUAUUACAAAUAUUAAUUGUAAGUGCGGCUUACGAUCAGUGUACGUGUACAUAAAUACGUAUGCACAUGUGAUAUUUAAUAAACAUAUAAUAUGCAAAUUUUCUAUU